GCCAGCCGGGACCAAGGCAAGCCAGGUCUGGGCACCGGAAGGAUCCACAGCUUUCAAGUGUCUCAUCUCAGCCCGAUUCUGCGCUGCCCUCUUGAGUAACAUCUCUGAUUGUGAUGAGACGUUUAACUACUGGGAACCAAUGCACUACCUCAUAUAUGGGAAAGGGUUCCAGACUUGGGAAUACUCUCCAGUCUAUGCCAUACGCUCCUAUGCCUACCUGUGGCUUCAUGCAUUGCCAGCCUUAUUCCAUGCUAGAGUUCUACAGACAAAUAAGGUUCUUGUCUUUUAUUUCCUGCGAUGUCUCUUGGCCUUCCUGAGUUGCAUUUGUGAGCUUUACUUUUAUAAGGCCGUAUGUAAGAAAUUUGGGUUGCAUGUGAGUCGGCUGAUGUUAGCCUUCUUAGUUCUCAGCACUGGCAUGUUUUGCUCAGCUGCAGCCUUUCUCCCCAGCAGUUUCUGUAUGUAUACCACAGUAGUUGCCAUGACGGGUUGGUAUAUGGAUAAGACCUCUAUAGCCGUGCUGGGAGUGGCAGCUGGAGCCAUUGUGGGUUGGCCCUUCAGCGUGGCUCUUGGGCUGCCUAUUGCUUUUGACUUCCUGAUCAUAAAGCGGAGGUGGAAGAGCUUCCUGAACUGGUGUCUGGUUGCCCUGAUCCUGUUUUUGGUCCCCUUGGUGAUUGUUGAUAGUUAUUACUACGGGAAGCUGGUAAUCACUCCUCUCAACAUAGUUUUAUACAACGUUUUCACAUCUCAUGGACCCGAUCUUUAUGGUACUGAGCCCUGGUCCUUCUAUUUUAUUAAUGGCUUUCUGAACUUCAACGUGGCAUUUGCCUUGGCCUUGCUCGCCCUGCCACUGACCUCUCUAAUGGAAUGUCUGCUACAGAAAUUUCAUGUCCAGAAUCUGGGUCGCCCAUAUUGGCUUACGCUAGCUCCUAUGUACAUCUGGAUCAUGAUUUUCUUCUGUCAACCCCACAAAGAGGAACGGUUUCUGUUUCCCAUAUAUCCUCUCAUCUGUCUCUGUGGAGCUGUGGCUCUCUCUGCCCUUCAGAAAUGUUACCACUUCGCAUUCCAGCGUUACCGCCUGGAGCACUACACAGUGUCCUCCAACUGGCUGGCUCUGGGGACGGUUUUUAUCUUUGGGCUGUUGUCUCUCUCGCGCUCUGUGGCUUUAUUCAAAGGCUAUCAUGGACCUCUGGACCUGUAUCCGGAAUUUCAUAGGAUUGCCACUGAGCCGACUAUUCACACAGUGCCAGAGGGGAGGCCAGUUAAUGUUUGUGUGGGGAAGGAGUGGUACCGAUUUCCGAGCAGCUUUCUCCUGCCAGAUAAUUGGCAGCUCCAGUUCAUCCCAUCAGAGUUCAGGGGCCAGUUACCAAAGCUGUAUGCCAAGGGACCAAUAGACAUGAAUGACCAAAACAGAGAAGAGCCAUCCAGAUAUAUUGACAUUUCCAAAUGCCAUUACCUGGUGGAUUUAGAUAGAGCAACUGAAACACCAAGAGAGCCGAGAUACUCUUCCAACAAAGAAGAAUGGGUCAGCAUUGCCUAUAAACCAUUCUUGGAUACUUCCAGCUACCACUGGCAAAUUCCAGGAAUAUCAUAAAAGUGGGAUCUCCAGUCAGCCAAUCUGCAGGUCAUCCAGAAAUAUGAAGUCCUCUCCUGGCUAGUCUCUACAGCAUUCAGGAAAGGAGGUAUCCAGACAAGAAUCUUUCCAGCUCCCCUACUUUAGGUAAUGUAUAUUUCCUUACACACCACCUUCUGUUUAUUUAAGACAUAGAAGCUGCUUCGGUCAGCAAGAUGUCAGUCCUAGCUCUCAAGCAGGAGUUACCAUUGCUCUUCGACUCUGCAGCCACUCUUGGCAUUCACUCCAGAUAUAAAGGACAGUACCAAUUUCAAGAAAGCAAGUGAGGAUUUCAUGCCCUCCAUCUUUCCCAGGUCCUUCUGCCAGUAUGUGUGGAUUAUCUGGACGUCUCACUAAAUCAAAUCCCAGCCAUUGCAGGGGCAUGGAACAUUGGUGCACCUCUGUUCUUCCUGUUCUCUGCCUGUGGCACUCCUCAGUUCAGUCUCCUGAAGACUGUGAUACUUUUGUUUAAUUCUGGCUGUGGGGCCAGCCCUGGUAAUCUUAAACUGUGUGGCUCUUUCACACAACAACCAGAGCCAGUUUGUAGCUGACUGUCAUGAUGGCCUUUGUAUACGCUUUGUGGUUUGUUUGGUUUUUUUUGCUUUUGUAUCAGUUUUCUCUAAGUGCUGUUGAGCUUAGCAACGGAAUACACAGAAAACAGAUUACAAAAAGAAAAGGGUGGAGGGAACAAAGAUGUCUCUUCCAAUCUAAACUCUGUUGUAGUAACCUUAGAUAUUACAACAAGCAGCCAGAUAUUUUUAGAGACGUGACAUUUUUAAAUUGACUGUCCCUUCUGAAGUCUUUAAAAGCCUGACUUACAGGAAUUUCUCAUGUUCUUUGUGAUAAAAUUAUCUGGUCAUGGAAAAAAGGCAGGAAAUACCCAAAUGACUGGUGGUGAAACACAUCGUCCCUGUUAUGAAUUACCAUAAGUAUUGAAAUACAGUGUAUAGAAACUUUCACUGGAAACCAUGAAUACAGAAGUGCAUGAAUAGGACAGCUCUGAGCACUACCCCAAUUCUCUGCACACUAAAAGCUAAGAACACACCAUUACCUGUUGAAUUAAACUGUUAUGGUCCUAUUGAGAUCCAUCUCCCUGUCCAGUGAACAGGGCUACAAUGCAGGCCAAGGGUCAAGAGGGAAGCAGAAGUCUGCACCCUGUGAGUAACCCCCCUGCUAUCCUCCCUGGGCAGAGCCCCAGCUGGCCCAUCAGUCUGGCCCAAUAAAAAAGAAAAUCCCACCUCCCAAAAAAGCCAUAAUUUGGGUGAAAUUGGCAAAACCUGAAUAAAAGAUAGGGAUUUUUCAGCAAAAGUUUGUAAAUACCAAUAAUGAAGGGCCUUAGUACUAGGUUCACUGAAUUUUAGUUUAGAGAGAGUUUGCCGGUCCCAUAGAAUUUUUCUAUUUUCCCAAUACUGCUUGGGGGCAGUUUAAUGCAAAUGGCUCAUCUACCCCGAUGGGGAACCAGAAAAACAGCCAUACUGAGUCAGACCUAAGGUCCAUGUAGCCCAGCGUCCUGUCUUCUGACAGGCGGCAGUGCCAG
This is a messenger RNA of Pelodiscus sinensis (Chinese soft-shelled turtle), 3146 nucleotides long. The record is from RefSeq and is a predicted model, not a curated record. Lineage: Eukaryota; Metazoa; Chordata; Testudines; Trionychidae.